Nannizzia gypsea CBS 118893 is the source of this 945-nucleotide messenger RNA. RefSeq names its product serine/threonine protein kinase. Gene Ontology annotation, molecular function: ATP binding; protein kinase activity. The transcript is spliced from 2 exons. Bases 1 to 945 code for a protein of 314 amino acids. The record is from RefSeq and is a predicted model, not a curated record. Gene Ontology annotation, biological process: protein phosphorylation. Lineage: Eukaryota; Fungi; Ascomycota; Eurotiomycetes; Onygenales; Arthrodermataceae.
AUGACACUAUCCGCAGAUGGCUUUGAAGAGGAUGGAAAACAGAUAAUCGUUAAGGGGCCGCUCUCCAUCGAUCUCAGCUCUUUACCUCUGCGUGAUGAUAUCACGAGAGUGGACGGUAACUCCGUUACAUAUGAAAAGCGAUACACGGAACAAAACACCAUCCCUAUCACGAACAGCGAGUUUCCUGGGAUACCACGGAUUGACUACCAUGCUAUGCAACACGGAAAAUGGAGCGACUGUUUGCCUAUAGAAGUCGGCCACGACAGCGAAUAUCCUAAUGCUGUGUUUAAGCUCGCUGCGUGGAAGGCCAAAUCUGUAUACCGUGAAGCCUCAGUUCUAGCUGGACUAGUAAACAACGACAAUAUCGUCCGUUUGCUAAGCAUAGUAACGGUUGAGGGUCGUUUUGCCGGGUACGGAAUGGAGAAACUUUACCCAACUCACACUCCUAUUGCUCCUAUGGAGGAACGGGUGAAAGAGAUGCUGCCUGCGUUUCUCCAAGAGACGGUCGAAUACCUCCACCAGACCGCCUUUGUAUACCAUUGCGAUAUCAGAUACAGCAAUAUUAUGGUAACCGAACAGGGGAGGCUGAAACUGAUUGAUUUUGAUAUCGCCCAGACAGAUGUGCUGGCUACCCCGCCCUCGGCCAUUCCAGAUGUUCAUUUCUUCCUCCGUGUCUCUGAAAGACUUGACCACCUCGAUAUAAGUAUGUCCAUUCUUCUCAUGUUUAUGGUGCUCUCGGGUAUACCUGAAGAUCUUGACCGCGAGUAUCAAAUACCGCCAAACCCACUCGAGCCAUUCAAAUUUUAUCUCGACAAUAACCUCCAACGGUCAGGCUACUUUGAAGAUGUGCAAAACCAGAUUCAAGGGAAGUUGCGGGCACUCAUGGAACGUCCAGAUGGGGGCCUGCAGUUGCUCGAAAGUCACGGCGGACAAGGGCACAGGUGA